This is a messenger RNA of Pochonia chlamydosporia 170, 2307 nucleotides long. RefSeq names its product fungal specific transcription factor domain-containing protein. Gene Ontology annotation, biological process: regulation of DNA-templated transcription; DNA-templated transcription. Lineage: Eukaryota; Fungi; Ascomycota; Sordariomycetes; Hypocreales; Clavicipitaceae. The record is from RefSeq and is a predicted model, not a curated record. Gene Ontology annotation, molecular function: zinc ion binding; DNA-binding transcription factor activity, RNA polymerase II-specific; DNA binding. The transcript is spliced from 2 exons. The coding region runs from base 1 to 2307 and encodes 768 amino acids.
AUGGACGUUGAACUCCCUCAGGAUCCAAGGUCACCUCCACUCCUGCCAGACGACCAAGGCCUCAAAAUAUGGAGCUGCAUUACUUGUCGUCGCCGCAAAGUCAAGUGCGACAGGAAAGAUCCAUGUGCAAAUUGCAUUCGAAACAAAAUUGAAUGCCACUUUCCCGUCACCGGUAGACUACCCAGGAGGAGCCGCGAUCCUAAUGCUUGGAAGUCACCAGCCCAUAAACAGUCAGAGCUGCUUGGCCGUUUGCGACGGUUGGAAAACCUGGUGACUGAAUUAACAGGUCAGGUUGAAGAUCGUCCGAGUGAGCAGCUGGAUAGCCGUCAGUUUAUGGAGCUGGCUUCAUCACAUACUGCUAGACAGCUUCCACUUGACCAGAGCCAAAUCAUGGAUGGGUCUGUAGGCAGCUCAGGAUCAGGGGUACCGGAAUCGUUGGUUGGGGAAGCAUCCACAGACUCACAGACGAGUGGUGAAAUAUAUGAGGAUUUUGGAAGACUUGUUAUUGAACGAGCGGGCGCUUUACAAGUCGACAAAGGGUUUUGGUCGAUAUUUUGUGAUGAGGUCGAACACAUAUUUCAAGCUAUUCAUGACGACUCAUACGCCCAGCAGGACGAACUGCCACGACCCCAGACAUCGCAAAGCGUCAACAGGUGCGACUGUCACUGCCAGGGGUUUGUAUUUGGAGGACCGCAAGGCGAGCCUCGCUCACUUUCAACCGCUUCUCUGGAUGAUUUGUCGCCGCUACCCUCGCAGAUGCUCUACAUUUGGAAGUCCUACGUUGAAAAUGUCGACCCGUUCAUCAAGAUCCUUCACAUACCGGCUAUGGACACCAUCAUCUUCAAACUCAGGGCCAAAUUCAGUUCCCUCGGCCCUAAUAUGGAAGCGCUUCUGUUUGCAGUUUCCUUGGCCGCAGUUGUCUCUUUUGAGGAGGAAGAAGUCUCCGAUAGUUUUCGAAUCCCAAAAGCUCAACUUACAUCCCGUUUCAAAUUAUGUACGGAGCGAGCACUUUCUCAUACUCAGUUCUUGACCAGCAACGAUAUCGUCGUAUUUCAAGCAUUCGUUAUAUAUGUCGCCAUACUCCCUCACAUAGGAGAACAGAAACUCGCCUCAUCCUUAACAGGAAGUUUAGUGCGAGUGGCGGGCUCACUCAAACUGCAUAUUGAUCCAGAAAGCGACAAGCAGAAAACGCCCCUGAAUGCAGUUGAGCUGGAAUGUCGUCGACGGCUAUGGUGGCAGGUGUGCUUUCUAGACUCCAGAACCAGAGAUGCGAGACUGCCGGACUUGUCUAUUUCAGAAUCGUCAUUCGAUACGAAGCUUCCUGCUGAUGUUGACGACGCACAACUUCGAACGGAUAUGUUGAGAGCAGAUGUGUCGACUUCGUGCCCGACUGGGAUGACACUGACCCUCAUCCGAUGUGAAAACUGGUUGCUUUACCGGUCUAUUCGUCGGCAAUUAGACGCCUCAAUGGAUACGCAUUUAGCUAUACUCAGAGAAGCGCAGGCCAAGAUUGAAACAAAGUAUAUACAGUCGCUUCGGCCAGAUAAUGACUUUGACAACCUUGUCAAGACAAUGGCACACUUAUUCUUCGCCAAGAUUGAGCAGGGCAUUCACCGUCAUUACUUGAGACAGUCAGGUGCAAACGCAAGGAGACGCCCUACCUACGAUCCGAAACUCCUCGCCAUUUUUUUCAACUCGUCCAUUGCUAUUCUAGAAGCAAUGCACAAUCUGAGAACGAACCCUUCUUGGAAAAGGUGGCAGUGGCAGCUCCAGGGUCAAUUUCCAUGGCACACUGUGGGAGCAGUGUUUAUUCAAAUCUGCCAUUUGCCAUGGACACCAGUAUCUGAAAGAGCUUGGGACCUGGCAAGGAAACUGGUUGAUGAGCUUCCUCCCGAGUCUAGGAAAGAGAUUCUGUGGGCUCGUUUGAACAAGCUUGCUGCUAUGGCGGCUGCACAUAGAGAUUCACAAAUGGCAAAGGCGGAUGGUUCCAAAGACGAUACCACUCGUCCUUCUGGGCCUGAACUCAGCAGUGCAGAGCUACCGCCAGGGGCGGGUGAAACGCAUGGUAAUGGUUUCGCAUCUGAAGAGAUAUCCAAUGUGCCAUUCAGUGAUAAGACCGAUCAGGCUAUGUCUUGGACGAGAAGUAAUGACACCAUCUCACUUGAGUUUUAUGACGAUGCUACGUUCUCGGCAUUAGUAGGCGAUGGCUUACAAAACGAGGCGAGGUCCAACCUCUUGAUUGGCAUGACUGAUGUGCCAGCGGAGUGGCAGGAUUGGGAUGAUUUGAUAAACAUGGACUUAUUCUGA